This is a messenger RNA of Diprion similis, 2948 nucleotides long. RefSeq lists its product as uncharacterized. Bases 337 to 1041 code for a protein of 234 amino acids. The record is from RefSeq and is a predicted model, not a curated record. Lineage: Eukaryota; Metazoa; Arthropoda; Insecta; Hymenoptera; Diprionidae. The transcript is spliced from 2 exons.
UUCCCAAUUCCCGUGUUCCGUUCGUUCGGCGUGUAUAUCAAUAAUACAGCAAUCUGUCGGUACCGCGUACGUUUUUAAUUACUCUUAAUUAUGUACUUGUUUCUAUGAAGUGAUGUGAAGUGGUGGGACUCAGGAUUCGCGUUUCAACAAGAGAAUGAUAAUGCGCGUUAAAAUAAUGUGUCGACGUCUGUGAAAGUUUGCUUUUUUUCCAACUUUCUAGGGCUUGGUCAAUAUUAUUCGGUUACAAAGUACCCACUGUUUUGUUUUCUUAUAAACUGGCGUGCAUCUUUGACUAUUGUCUCAACACUCUUCUAUCCGACUAUAUGUAAACAAAUAAUGGCAACAGACGCCGAGGAGUCGGACACCGAUGAACGGCCCACUAAACGACUGCGUAUCGGAGAUAAAGAUCGUGUACAAAUGGAUCAACAAGAGAUAGAAACUGAAGAGAUUGUUGCAGGAAAUGCAAGCAGAGAGGAGAAUUACGAGGAAGAGGAAAACAAUGAGAUUGAAACACGAGCCAGAGAACGUCUCAAGAAAUGGCAGGCAAGACAAGUGGCAAAAGGUUUUGUAGACAACACGAUAAACCGCGUGCUAGAAAACUAUGUAAUCUCUCUACCGUUCAACGAGAUGUAUCCUCGCCUCAAUCCACGAACCGAUGAUAUGGAGGACCGGGCAGUCGCGAUGGCCAUUCAAAAUCAUGGGUUGGUACAACCGACCGUAAAUUAUGUCCCCAGUGCAGAUCCUCCUGCCCGUCGCAAUAACCCGGUAAAUGAAUAUUGGGUUCGGGAGGACGGAGUAAUUGAGCAAGGUCGAUGCACGUGUCCUUUGAGCAGUGAGCAAAAAAACAAAGCAGACAACUUGGCCGGAUCCGCUGCUUCUGCCGAUGAAACAUGCGGAAGUUUAAAGCAGGACGAGGAAAAUGCUUGCUGGGUCGGUGACAAAGGAGAUGAGAAUAAUCAGCAGCAGGAUUUUCUUGAACGAGCAGUCGCCGAAGCAAUAAAGAAGAAAGGACUCAGUGCACUCAGCGUAGACUAUGGUUGACAUCAGUUUGAAUUAACAAUUAUCGUGUUGCUUCUAUUGUACUCGUUUUUCUCUAUUUUACAUCUAUAUUGGCAAACGGCUGGGUACAUACGGUACUUUACGUUAGCUGCGUGCAAUCACUGACUACCUUUUCAUAACUUUUCGAUUUUAAUUGAAGACAACACUUGUAUUAAUAGUUGCUAAUGCAUGUUCUGUAAUCAUAUCAUUCACAUCAAUCAAUCCUAUCAUGCUAUUCCCAGUACAGGAUUAUCAGCUUUUUUCCUCACUUUGUUAACGAUAAUUAUUUAAACAAUUUUUAGCUAACAACUUGGAAUUCAUUUUUUUUCUUGUCACACUAAUUCACUAUCAAAUUAUUUAGAUAUCUCUAAGAGAUAUUUUCCAGCAACGAUAUGACUCUGAAUUGUAAAACAAAGUUUUAUAGUAAUACGAUAUAGAUUUUAUAGUUCAUAGUUUAGAUCGAUAUUUGGUUUUAUUUUUUUAUAUCGCUAGUACGAAAAUAAAUAGGAAGAAACAAACUUCCCAAUAUUAUAUACCGUAUUUUUCCGAAUGUUCGCAGAGGUUUAUUGUCGUUGAUAGCACCUGCCAAAAUUGUUCUUGUCUUAUACAUGGUUAAAUAAGAAGAACACCCCGAAAUAUUAUCUCAGAAUUGAGGGUUGUCUUGUAUAAGGGAUCGGCUUAUACUCGGAACGAUAUGGUAUUCCACACACAAGUCUUGAUGUUAAACUUACGUACCCUUGUACGUGAACACAUAAUACUGGGUAUAAUUUAUCCAUUCCAAUACCCUAGAAUUAGAAAUUGCAUUAGCUAUAUUGAUCAAUGUGAGAUACAAUUUCUUUCCUUCAAAGCAGGAAAUAUGAAUUAAAGGCAAUAACAUUAUUCUUAUCAUAUUUGUAUAAAAUAAAUAACUGAUCCUAUCUUUGUUAUUGCCUUAGAAUCUAUUUAGUUUUAAAUGUUGCAAUCCGUUAUAAAUAUAAUGUAAUCAAUUUUUAAUCAAGUGAGUAAAAUUAAUCAUUGCAUAAUGUUGAAUUAUAUAUAUAUUUUUAAUUGAAAAAAUAAUUCUUCUCAUCCAUUUGUUGGUCAUAUUCCACCAUUGUCUAUUGGAUGUAUUUUUCACGCAUAAAUCAAUCACCAAUAUUACUUCGCAUUUAGAACGCUGGCUAAAAAGUUCAUAUAAAAAUACCAUGAAAAUUAAUAGAUCAUUUAAAUAUAUAUAUAUAUACAUAUAUCUUUUAAAUCAUGCCUGAGGAUGCAACAACAAAUCAUGGAGAAUCUUGACAGUUCCUAUGCUGUAAUUAAUUGAAUAAUAUACAAUAAUAAUUCCGAGUUAAGUUACAUCAAGUAUUUUAAUUUUUAAUUUAGAAAAACCUAAUAGACUUAUAGAGAUUAUUAUAUUGACAGUAAAUUUUAUAACAAAAUAAAAUAUAAUUCAUUUAUGUAUAUACUAUAAGAAGCUUCUCGUUGGGCUUGCAAUUGUAUCCUUAUCCAUUAAUGUAAAUCAACAAUUUUCUUUUUAUCUUGAUUACCACAUAUGCUUUUUAAAAAUAGAAAAUGAGUUGCAUGAAGCUAUCUAACAUCAUGUAAUACUGUCAAUCAAUUCAACUGUUAAUCAUGGAAAGUAAUUUUUUGUAAAGAGCACCUUCUUCAAUGAAUUUUGGUUAAAGUCUUUUGAUUACUUUUAUUAAGAAAUACGAAAUUACUCUAAUUUGUAAUGGAAUGACCAUCUUGUAGCAGACAAAGAUUUUGUCUCAAUUGACAUCUUUCAGUAAAAAAAAAAUUUUAGUAGUGUGGCCUUGCAUGGGACACGACAUUCAUAUUAUAGCGUCCGAACAAGGUGAGGUAGAACAAUAAAUACUGAAAGUUAUUUGAUAAUUCAGAUCUGAUUUUAAAUAAACAUGUUCUGAACGAAA